Messenger RNA from Truncatella angustata, 1593 nucleotides. RefSeq lists its product as uncharacterized. The transcript is spliced from 2 exons. Lineage: Eukaryota; Fungi; Ascomycota; Sordariomycetes; Amphisphaeriales; Sporocadaceae. The record is from RefSeq and is a predicted model, not a curated record. The coding region runs from base 197 to 1300 and encodes 367 amino acids.
CUUCACAAAUGGCUGCCACCAGUACAUUUGUCAGCACGUCAUAGGAUCCUUUCCAUUAUGUCUGCAAUUGCAGUAACGACAUCUACGGGAGGACCUCCACUAUCACGUAGGAUAUGCUCAUUUCACUUCGGAGAUCCGCCGAUUCAUGCCUACCAGAAGAUUAUAAUUAACUACUCCUGGGGUUUAGCCGCUGGAGAUGACCGGCUGUAGCCGAUUAGCACGUGACCGUCCCACGAUCUCCUCUCCAUUUUCACCUAUGAUCUUCUGUGAACAUAGUUCCUUAUAUCGCAAACUCGUAGUAUCAACCAAAAUGUCUCUGCCUGAUUACAUCUCGUUUGAGAAUCUCGAUGUUCCUCACCGCGAGGCUUUCUCGCUGGCUAUCAACAAUAUCCUUUCUACCGAUCUUGCCCUGACAACUUACGCCCAAAUCAUUGAUGGCUUACCCACUUCCGAUGUUGCAUGGGACCAAUACUCGUCGAAGCUCCACCGCCGACACCCCAUUAACGACCACGUCGCCUUAUGCUCAGGUGUAUUGGAGAAAGCUAAGGAGUUCCGCGCAGACCUUGACCUUGAAGCCCUCAGGUUUAGUCCGACUUUACUCCAAGCUUACCAAUCGGCAUCAACAUCUUCACAAGCUUUUGGCUUUCGACUUAUCGAAUUAACUGCGGCUGCACUCCAUCAGAUAGGUGUCUUUUUAUUCCACCUUGAAUUGCGCAUGCAUAACUCAGCCACAACGAGAGGUUUGGAUAUCGAGGCUGUUACCCUAUGGGAGCCAGAACAGAAUCAUUUUAUGCGUAUCAUCCCCGACCCUACUUUAUUCACACAGUCGCAUUUUACUGCCCAAGAGCAAUACCCGGAUGGCUUAGCGGACAUAGCCGGCUAUUGGGCUGAAGACCGCAUCCUAGGGGGCGUGGUUUUAUUUGACCGAUCGCAAAGUUGGGCUGAGAAUAGCGAGCCUAAUGUAUAUUUUCAAUGCUGUCGCAAAGGGGUGACAUAUCGUGUCUGCCAACUCCUCAAUGAGCAGCAGGACAGCUUGUUGGGUUUUCUCCAGACAGUGGAUAUAAACGUUACCGAGUGUCCACUUCCGAUCUUACCAGGUUCGCACAAUCGGGUACGGGUAGAACCAGCAGACUCGAUAUCAGUACACAAGGUAUAUAGAGAUCAUUGGGAGAGAGCACCGCCACGGAGGCGCUUGCGAAUGCAGGAAUUUAUGGAACCAGAUGUAAUCAGUUCCUUAGAUUUUCCAGAGCAUGAUGUAGAGGAGGAGAUCAAAAGACUAAGGAGAAGAGAACCACGUUGACCAUUAUAAGACGGCCCUUUACAAGUUUUGCUAGUAGUUAAUCGCAUCUUACGAUCUAUUUACUACCGCGAUAUCUGUCUACAUUAUUCCCUCUCAACGUUAAUGAAACCUGAGAUGGGCACUUGAUAGACAAGUUAAUGUUGUGUCCGUGGAGAUUCUAUCGUUAGCAGGUUCAUAUUGCUAGUCUGUUUCGUCUGCUCAGUUGAGUUGCUGGCAGAGUAAUCCUUUCAUGUCUUCAUCAGACACAAAUGUGUAAUAAUCUCAUGUAUCGAAUGCCCCCAGUUCCAUUGGCC